AUGAGCAAAGAAUUGUCAUCAUCGAGCUUCGAAAAAUCAACCCCGAAAGAAGAAUCAUCCUCCACCAAGACAAUGCAAGCUCGCACACAGCCCAAAAAAACAAGGCAGUAUUUCACGGAAGAAAACGUGGAAUUAUUGGACCAUCCUCCAUAUAGUCCCGAUCUAAGUCCUAACCAUUUCUUCACUUUGCCGAAAAUUAAAAACAGACUGCGUGGUUCAAGGUUCCAGUCACCAGGAGAAGCAGUUGACGCAUUUAAAAAUGCCGUUUUGGAUCUGCCAGCAAACGAGUGGAAUAAGUGCUUCGAAAAUUAGUUCGGGCGCAUGCAGA
Acanthoscelides obtectus is the source of this 328-nucleotide messenger RNA. NCBI's taxonomy places the organism in Eukaryota, Metazoa, Arthropoda, Insecta, Coleoptera, Chrysomelidae. The record is from the annotation of a GenBank genome assembly.